AUGGCUGGUAUUCACAAAAUUGCUGAUAUCAAUCCUACAAUCGACAAUUUGUGUGUACGUAUACGAGUGAUACGGUUAUGGACACUACCAAGUUACGGAAAUUCUCCAUUGCCAUACUCAAUUGAGAUGGUUUGGCUCGAUGAAGACGGAGGAAAAAUACACGCCUCAGUUAAGAAGGCUUUUGUGUCUCGAUUCGUGAAUUUGCUGGAGGAAGGAAUAUCUUACCAAAUAAGAUAUUUUGGUGUUGGACUCAAUAAGGGUUACUUCAAGACUACACAUCAUGAAUACGUGGUUAAUUUAAACCAACGUACUGAUGUGCACAGACUUCCAGAAUCGUCGAAUGUUGUUGGAUAUCUUGCUGGAAUUGGGAAUGAGAAGACUCUUGAAAAGGAUGGCAAAUCUACCAAAUAUACUGUUAUCGAAUUAGAGAUUGAUGAUGGAAAAAUAAUGGAGUGUGCACUUUUUGACAACUAUGCACAUGAAUUAAAUGCUUUUUUGGGAUCUGGCAAUAAGGAUGGAGCUGUUGUCGUCUUACAGUUUGUUAGAGUGAAGUUAUUUAACGAAAAGAUUGUUUUACAAAAUUCCAUGUAUAGCACAAAGAUGUUCUUCAAUCUUGAAGAUACAACUGUCAUCCAAUUUAAAAAUAGCUUUGUAAGAUUUGAAGAAUCUAGAGGUAACAUCGGCGGAAUUCCAAAUGAGGCUGCAUUCUUAAAAAUUUAUCAAGGCAAAACCAUCGAGCAGUUAAAAGAAUUCGAAACGAAUUCUAUUUGUAUUGUCUUGGCUACUAUAAGUCAUAUUAUGGAUACUCCAGACUGGUGGUACGGCCAAUGUGAAUGCAACAGAUAUCGAAUAAAGCUUGGUGUCAUUGAUGAUUCUGACUGUGCAUGUUUUGUAGUCUUUGACAAGGAGGCAAAACAAGUUUUGGGAAAGAGCUGUGUAGAGAUACUUGAUCCACUCCUAUUGGAUGUUGACUACACCGGUGGUUUGCUUCCAAUUUCAAAGACAUCCUCAAUCAUUGAAGGGGAGAAAGUAGAAGGUGCUAAGAAUUUGUUGCUUGAAUUCUCCAAUGAAGUUGCUGCCAAUGAUGAAUCCGAAUUGUUGGAAAAUGCUAUUACACCAACUAAGCGAUUAUCCUCGGAGUCGGAAGAAUCGAAGGUAGAAGGUGAUACCUCAACUUCCAAGAAGAUCAAGAUUGAGAAAGAAACUUGA
Arachis stenosperma is the source of this 1209-nucleotide messenger RNA. RefSeq lists its product as uncharacterized. The transcript has 10 exons. NCBI's taxonomy places the organism in Eukaryota, Viridiplantae, Streptophyta, Magnoliopsida, Fabales, Fabaceae. The coding region runs from base 1 to 1209 and encodes 402 amino acids. The record is from RefSeq and is a predicted model, not a curated record.